AUGGCGGCCCAGUAUCCAGCUCAGAUGAACUUCCUCGCUCCUCGCAAGCCAGAGGAUGGGCCUACCUUCUACCGAUCCGCAGCCGCAGAGGGAUUUGAGACCAGCAACUUCCACCAAGAGCCGUAUAGUGUCACUGUAACGGAUGCCCGGCCACAGAGAGAUUCCUUCCAGCUAGACACCCACGGGUUUGCCUUCGCCGUGGACCCAGAGGGCAGCCAGCCAGAGGUGUUGGAGGCCAUCCGCGCAGGCGACAAGGAGACCGUCCAGAAGCUCUACUACCCGCUGGUUGAGAAGCUGAUCAAAGACCACACCGGAGCAUCAAGGGUAUUCAUAUUUGACCAUACCGUCCGACGCCGGGAGGCCUCUUUGGCAGGCAAGAACCCCAACGGCCGUGAGCAGCCUGCGGGCACACAUCUCCCCGAGGAGGCAGACGAGCUGCUUAAGGGGCGGGCUCGAAUCGUCAAUGUCUGGCGCCCGCUAAAGGGCCCCGUCCUCGACUGGCCGCUGGCUGUGAUGGACUGCACGACGCUGCAGAAGGCCGAUAUCCAUCCAACAAAGCUGUAUCGCGGCCGCUUCGAGCUGCGCGGCGAGACGGUCAGCAUCAGCCACAACGCCGGACAGCACUGGUACUAUCUCGACAGGCAGCAGACGGACGAGAUCACCAUGAUCAAGAUCUGGGACAGCAAGGACGUUGCCGGACACAGUGAGUUCUUUUUCUUUCUGUUCUUUUGCACCGGCUGA
Trichophyton benhamiae CBS 112371 is the source of this 741-nucleotide messenger RNA. Its product is annotated as CmcJ-like methyltransferase, putative. The transcript is spliced from 3 exons. The record is from RefSeq and is a predicted model, not a curated record. Gene Ontology annotation, molecular function: oxidoreductase activity. Lineage: Eukaryota; Fungi; Ascomycota; Eurotiomycetes; Onygenales; Arthrodermataceae. The coding region runs from base 1 to 741 and encodes 246 amino acids.